This is a messenger RNA of Sinocyclocheilus grahami, 356 nucleotides long. RefSeq names its product phosphatidylinositol 4,5-bisphosphate 3-kinase catalytic subunit alpha isoform-like. The transcript has 2 exons. The record is from RefSeq and is a predicted model, not a curated record. Bases 15 to 356 code for a protein of 113 amino acids. Lineage: Eukaryota; Metazoa; Chordata; Actinopteri; Cypriniformes; Cyprinidae.
UACGGAGUUGCAUUAUGCUGGGUCGGUUGCCAAACCUCAUGCUUAUGUCCAAGGACAGUCUUUACUCUCAGCUGCCUAUGGACAACUUCACCAUGCCCUCCUACGCCCGCCGCAUCUCCACCGCCACGCCUUACAUGAACGGAGAGGCCUCCACCAAAUCACUCUGGACCAUUAACAGCACUCUAAGGAUACGCGUCCUUUGUGCCACAUACGUUAAUGUGAAUAUUCGGGACAUUGACAAGAUUUAUGUGCGGACAGGGAUCUACCAUGGUGGAGAACAGUUGUGUGAUAAUGUCAAUACACAGCGUGUGCCGUGUUCAAACCCAAGGUACCAUGCGAUCACUGGUCCUGUCUGA